GGCGAACUCUGAGAGGCAGUUCAGGCCCUCUGUCGUGGCUGCCUGGUCGGACACAUAAAUCACUUAUUUGCAACGAUGAACCGUGUGAUUGCAGUACUGGCUACCUUUGCCGCGCUGGGCAAUGCGUUUGCACCGGUGGCUUCGCCGAGAGCAGCCGUGCGCGUGCAGGUGGGCGUCCCUCGCAUUGAUCUGCCGGCACAAGUCGUCCACAUCCAGCGUCCAUAACAUGCGCACCGUUGCGCGUAGCGCCGCGCACUGCGUGUGCAAUAAUGAGGUGCAUUUGUGCAAAAUUCAAAUCACCGCGGGAACGCGUCUCUCGUCUCGCAACGAGCGAUUUCCGUUGUCGCAAAUUCAUGCACACACCCCACGCGCAGUCCGACGGCAUCAAGUCCGUCGACCUCAAGUCGCCCAACGAGCUCACGGAGGAGGAGUCACUCGCCGCGUCCCGUAUUCGCCCAAGCUUUUCCAUUUUGAGACAUUGACGCUGGCCUCGUGUCGACACCGCACGAGCUCGACGCCAUCGCGCAGAUGACGUCGCGUCGAUGGCGUCGUGUUACUUAAUCGCGACGACGGCGCGCAGGUACAACUCCUACAGCGGCGCGGCCAUCGGCGGCACGUUAUUGAUGCUGAUCCCCGUGGCCUACUACGACGGCCUGCUCUUCGAGUUCGCCAAGUCCUUCGCGAUCUCGGCGCUCCUGGGCGGCGGCCUCGGCGCCUACCUGUCGCUCCGCAAGGACGGCGUCGGCGAGAAGGCGGGCGAGUUCGGCUCGGCCGUGGUCAACAAGGUCAAGGAGAUCUAA
Pelagomonas calceolata is the source of this 800-nucleotide messenger RNA. The record is from the annotation of a GenBank genome assembly. Lineage: Eukaryota; Pelagophyceae; Pelagomonadales; Pelagomonadaceae.